Siniperca chuatsi (mandarin fish) is the source of this 3439-nucleotide messenger RNA. It is a transcript of the gene dmgdh, whose product is annotated as dimethylglycine dehydrogenase. The record is from RefSeq and is a predicted model, not a curated record. Bases 139 to 2751 code for a protein of 870 amino acids. Gene Ontology annotation, molecular function: protein binding; oxidoreductase activity. The transcript is spliced from 16 exons. Gene Ontology annotation, cellular component: mitochondrion. NCBI's taxonomy places the organism in Eukaryota, Metazoa, Chordata, Actinopteri, Centrarchiformes, Sinipercidae.
GCCAAUGCGCCUGUCAGUGCAAAAGUGGGAUAUUUGUAACAACACGCGGCAGUGCAGGGGUCCUGCAGAGGGGGGCUGGUUAUGCUUUGAGCUGCAUAUGUCCUGGUUAGUUUAUAGUUUUUAAAUAUUACCUCAGUUAUGUCGCGGAUAUUAAACCUAAUCAACAUUCAGUUGCGGAGAGAGUUAGCCGCGUGUCGAGGGCUUGCUCGGCUUCCUUUAAGAAACAUCUGCUGCACAUCAAGAAAACAAGCCGAUCAGAGUGAUGCAUCCUCAGUUUUGGGGAAGAGGUGGAAGGACACCGCAGAAACUGUCGUCAUUGGUGGUGGAUGUGUGGGGGUCAGCUUGGCUUAUCACCUGGCCAAAGGUGGCAUGAAGGAUGUGGUGCUGCUGGAGAAGUCUGAUCUGACGGCUGGAUCCACCUGGCACGCUGCUGGUUUGACAACAUAUUACCAUCCAGGCAUCAACCUCAAGAAAGUCCACUACGACAGCAUUAAAUUAUACGAGAGCCUGGAGGCUGAGACUGGACAGGCAGUGGGCUUUCAUCAGCCCGGCAGUGUCCGUAUUGCUUCAACAGCGGCUCGGGUGGAUGAGAUGAAGUACCAGAUGACCCGCACACACUGGCAUGUGACGCCACAGUACUUCAUCGGACCAGAGAAAGUCCAUGAACUUUUCCCAUUGCUCAAUAUAGACAAGGUGUUGGCAGGUCUGUACACCCCAGGAGAUGGCCACAUCGACCCUUACUCUCUGACCAUGGCUCUGGCUGCUGGUGCUCGUAUGUACGGUGCCCAAAUCUACAACCCAGCCCCGGUCACCGCCCUCAACCCGACCGCCGAUGGCAAGUGGGAUGUCCAGACUCCUCAUGGAACCAUCCGCGCGAAUCGCAUUGUCAAUGCAACAGGUUUCUGGGCCCGGGAGGUGGGCAAGAUGAUUGGGCUCGAACACCCCACCAUCCCAGUGCAUCACCAGUACGUGGUGACAGCAACGGUACCAGAGGUGAAGGCCCUGAAGAAGGAGCUGGCUGUCAUCAGGGACCUGGAGGGCUCUUACUACCUGCGUCAGGAAAGAGAUGGCCUGCUGUUUGGCCCGUAUGAAAAGAUGGAGAAGAUGGUGCUACAGGACUCCUGGGUCAGAGAUGGAGUUCCUCCAGGUUUCGGUAAGGAACUGUUUGAGUCGGACCUUGACAGGAUAAUGGAGCAUGUUGAGAUGGCCAUGGAGAUGAUCCCUGUGCUAAAGAAAGCUGACAUCAUCAACGUCGUGUCUGGACCAAUCACAUACACCCCUGACCUGCUGCCCAUGGUCGGACCACACCAAGGAGUUCGUAACUACUGGACUGCCAUUGGCUUUGGGUAUGGAGUCAUCCAUGCUGGUGGCAUCGGUAAGUUCCUGAGUGACUGGAUCAGGAAUGGAGAACCUCCUUACGACCUGAUUGAAUGCGACCCCAACCGCUACGGCAAAUGGACGGACGUGCCUUUCAUGUGUGCCAAAGCUCGGGAAUCCUAUGGUUUCAACAAUGUGGUUGGUUACCCCAAGGAGGAGCGUUUCGCUGGUCGACCAACCAGCCGGACAAGUGGCGUUUACGAGCUGCUGAAGGACAAAGCAUCCAUGGGCUUUCACGCUGGCUGGGAACAACCUCACUGGUUCUACAAACCUGGAGAUGACAGUGGAUACAAGCCCAGUUUCCGACGCACCAACUGGUUUAAACCAGUUGGCAGAGAGUGCAAGCUGGUGAUGGAGAAGGUGGGAGUGAUCGACCUGACGCCUUUUGGCAAGUUCAUAGUGAAGGGGAAGGACUCGCACAAGCUGCUGGACCGCCUGUUUGCUAACACCAUGCCCAAGGUGGGCCUGACCAAUAUCAGCCAUAUGUUGACGCCCACCGGGAGAGUCUUUGCUGAGGUCACCAUUACCCAGCUGGCACCAGGAGAGUUCUUGCUCAUCACAGGCUCGGGGUCAGAGGGACAUGACCUCAGGUGGAUAGAGGCAGAAGCUGCAGAUGGUGGAUAUGACGUGGACAUCAGAAACGUAACAGAAGAUUUAGGCGUGUUGGGCAUUGCAGGACCGAACUCUCGCAAAGUUCUUCAGAAACUGACAGAUGAGGAUAUGAGUGAUGCCGGAUUCAAAUUUCUCCACUGCAAGUCCAUCCAGUUGGCCGGCGUUCCUGUCCGGGCCAUCAGGAUCUCCUACACAGGUGAGCUCGGUUGGGAGCUGUACAUCGACCAGAAGAACAUGGCAGCUGUGUACCAGGCCAUGAUGAAAGCAGGAAAAGACGAAGGCAUCGACAAUUUCGGCACCUACGCCAUGUCCUCCCUCAGACUGGAAAAGGGCUUUAGAGGCUGGGGAGCUGAGAUGAACUGUGACACCAACCCUCUGGAGGCUGGAUUGGAUUAUUUCAUCAAACUGAACAAGCCUGCUGACUUUAUUGGCAAAGCAGCGCUUCAGGAGAUCAAAGCUAAGGGCCUGAAGAGGAAGCUUUCCUACAUCACCCUGGAUACGGAUGAUAUCGACCCCGAAGGCAAUGAGACCAUCUGGCACAAUGGCGAGGUGGUCGGCAACACGACGUCCGGAGCCUACAGCUACAGCACCCAGCAGAGCCUGGCGUUCGCCUACCUGCCUCUGGAGCUGUGCUCUGUGGGCCAGAAGGUAGAGGUAGAGCUGCUGGGGAGGAAGUACCCCGCCAUGGUCAUCCAGGAGCCCUUAGUCCUCACCGAGCCCACACGGACCCGGCUGCAGAAGAAGGCAAAGGGCAAAGCGUAAGCACAGACUGCCCUCGGGUCAGUUUCUCACCAGCGAAUGAAGAACGAUUUUACUGUGAUAUAUGAAGGAGAGUCUUAUAUGGGGAAAAAAAACACGUGUGGUCCUGAACUGUUUGUGUCCAAAAUUAAGUGGCGAGUUCAGGGAAAAAAGAGCCAUGUUCACUUCCUCCUCUUGCUCUCCUGAGGAAGUUGAAAACAGAUCCAUCACGUGCUUAGUGCCUCUUAUGAAUGUGUUUUUGAGCAACAGGGAAACAACAGUUGAUGUUCUUGCACCACAGUGUAAUUGACGUUUUGUAAUUCCAUGAAUGGAUGUUAAUGUUUUAUGGGUCAACAGUUCAACCUUUUUUUUUUUUUUGGGCAAAGAUUAUGUGGGAAAGCAAAUGAAACGCGAGCUCGGCAGAUUCUCAGCGCUUGAUUCUUGAAAUUUCAACAGAAAGGGACAAAUGGGAAAUGCCUGUUUUGCGUUUAUUUGAAAUUUAAAAAAUUCUGCAGCUGCAUUUUUCACAGUCAUAAGAGCACUUUGGGGCUGUGAUAAGUUUAACAAAGUACAUAAACAAUAACCAAAAGAACCAGAAAUGCUUGCAAACUUGUACAAAGAUUGUUUUAUAAAUCUGCUUUAUUUUUAUUUUACUAAAAUGUAAUUUAAUCGAUGCACAUUAAUACCUUGGCAAUUAAAGCAAUGCACUCAC